Molecule: messenger RNA, 2543 nt
Organism: Caenorhabditis auriculariae
Lineage: Eukaryota; Metazoa; Nematoda; Chromadorea; Rhabditida; Rhabditidae
Source: the annotation of a GenBank genome assembly
AUGCUGGAAAUAAAGCAUGCCAAGGAUCGGCUUGGUCACGUUCCGUGUCGAAGCGUUGCUUCCCGGUUUCUUGUUGCUCGGCACUGUUUUUUUUUCGCGUAUUCUCUUAUGUUUUUUUUUCGUUUUUAAAAAAUCCUUGUUUCCUGUUCCAAACUCUUCCUCAUUUUUUGAAAAUCUCUAAGCCUCCGUGUAAUGACUAAUUCUAAAUUAAAUUUUACCUAGGAGGCUUUUUAAAAAACCUAAAGAAAUUUUUAAAACUCUCUUCAUAUUUAAAAUUGCACGUUGUGAUAUAUUGUCAAACGAGCUUUUGGAGUUUUUAGUUGUCGAAAAGAAGUUACAUUUGAACAGUCAUGCUGAUAAUACCUGAGCUUUUCGGAUUAGGAUAUCAAAAUAAGACAUUCUGAAAGUGCGAUUCUUCUGAUUAGAAAAGCUUAUAAAGAUCAUGAUUCUGAUCCACAGAUUCGACGAGGCUUUUGGUGUGAAAAAAAAACGUUAUGAACGUUUAUUUCAUCCCAUUUUGUUUAGAAGCAUUCUCACAUUUUUCAGCGGGCUGUCACGCAAAGUUUUUGGAGCAAUUGAGGCGGAGGGUGCGCCUAUGGCUCAGGUCGACUAUGUGGCUCACGUUAUUGUUAUGCCGAUCGUCCUUUCUAUAGGUAAACUGAUAGUUAUUUUAUGUAAUAAACAAUGGGAAAAGUUUCAAGCUACAUAAUUUUUGGAAUAACGAAGCGGUUUUUCAGGAAUGGUUAAUCAGUGUCUAAACGUGUGUACUUUGCUGCAACUUCCUACUGGUUGCUUUCUGUACCUCAAGGCCUCUGCCAUCGCGGAUAUUUUUAGUAUAAUAUCCUUGGUCCCUUUCCUUUUGAGACACGCUAGUUUGAUAGACCCGAGGUGGAGAUUCGGCAUGUUAUAUCAUGCUCAUGUUGAACUGCCACUUAUAAAUGCAUUGAUUUGUUGCAGGUAAUCAAAAUUUUGAUUAUUCUCAAGAGAAGUUCAAUUUCAGUGCUUUGAACAUUGUCGCAAUGACGGUGGAUCGAUACCUUUCAGUAUGUCACCCUAUCAAAUUUUUCCACGCCUCCGACUCACGGGCUCGCACGAUUUGCGUCAUUUUCUCGCUAUAUUUAACGGCUUUCCUGAUUUACAUCCCAUCAAUGUGGCAAAAAAAGCUCGAACAUGUUUCUCACGACAAUCUGGAGUUUGUUCAUUGAAUUUGUGGAUUUGAAUAUUGGGUUAUUUGAAGACCGACGUGGAACGUGACGCGAAAUAAAGAAGUGGAAGAAAACUUCUGGUUUCAGGCUUACUUGAUUUUCCGCGAGGUAAAAACUCUUGGUUGCAGAAACAGAGAUUCGCACCAAAAAUCUCAAAGUAGUUGAUACAAAAUGACGAAAAAUUUGGAGUAUGUGAUCGAUUAUUGCCUCACUACAAAAAAGUGGAUUAUGAAACCCUUUUUUAUUUCAGCGAUUAAACUUUUCUUAACCUUCAAGACGCAGAAAAAUUCGUAAUACCCAGUUCUUAUCACCAGAGUUAACUUUUCUUCAUUUGAUAACUGAUUGUGAUUUAAUGAGAAAUAUUGUAUUUCCCGUUUAGAAAGAAACCCACACAGUUUAGGAAAAUAUCCUUUUUCAUUUACACCAAUCUAAAAAAAUCCAAGAAAGAACUGAUUAAGAUUGUUUCUCGUUGGGGUCCAGUCAUAAUACUCGUCAUCUUGAACGCAGCAAUGAUCAGAAGCCUCCGACGGAUGGAGAAGAGACAAUCGAAAUGGGGACGUUCUUCACGGACGAGUCGCACGACCAAGCUCUCAGGGUCGGCUGAAGUCAUUAGACCGGCAUUGUGGGAAUCUUUCAGGAGGUCCGUGCGAAGCGUCCGAGAGGAUCGCGGCCGUAUUUCGGCUCUACUUCUCGUCACCUCGACCACUUUCGUCAUUUGCAACCUCCCAGCUUCUUUCUUGUCAUUAUUCAUCAAGUGAGAAUGGAAGAAUCCCCUUCUUGUUUAAGCUUCGAACUUUAAAAAGGCUCUUAUCUGUCCGAAUUUUUUUUAAUUUACCAUAAAAAGAAAACUUCAAUUUCAAAACCUGAUAUUUUGAUUGAUCUAGUUCAAAUUAGCAUGAAUAUUUUGAUUUUUUUAUUGGAAUUUGAGUUCAGAAACUUGGUCAACGAAUCAAUGUUUUGGCAGACGUUUCGAGCUAUCGCAAAUUUACUGCAAGUCACCAGGUUCGCAGAUCAAAAAGAAGCAUUUCCACUUGCUUAUUUCAGUUACCUUUAUAACUUCUAUCUGUACGCCUUGUGUUCAUCCGAAUACCGGGAAGCGUUCUUACAACUAGUCGGAUGCAAAAAAAUAAGCUCACCUUUUUCCACGGGCGAUUCUCCCACUGUCCGGCUUUCUGUCAACGCGAGGAGAGGGCAAAUACAGUUAGUUAUCUUGGAAUCUUGCGUUUUUUUUAACGGCGAUUGUUUUUGUAAAAUUUCAAAGCAAUUAUUUUCAGAACUCUAGUGGAGAAGGGUCCCACGCAUCCGAAGGCGGCAAGAGUGGCUUCCAGUAACAUAUGA